Molecule: messenger RNA, 1245 nt
Organism: Baudoinia panamericana UAMH 10762
Lineage: Eukaryota; Fungi; Ascomycota; Dothideomycetes; Mycosphaerellales; Teratosphaeriaceae
Exons: 2
Coding region: 1-1245 (414 amino acids)
Biological process (GO): maturation of SSU-rRNA; ribosomal small subunit biogenesis
Cellular component (GO): preribosome, small subunit precursor
Molecular function (GO): RNA endonuclease activity
Source: RefSeq, a predicted model, not a curated record
AUGGAUCAAAUUUCUAAGCCUGUGCACACUCUGGUGCUUGACUCAGGUGCCAUUAUUAGGAACGAGCCACCGGUGUCGUCAUUGAUUGGACAAUCAGAAAGCAUCGUAACAGUGCCGGCUGUCAUCUCUGAGAUCCGAGAUGCGCCAACUAGAUUGCGAGUAGAGACUACUUUACUCCCUUUCCUCACCAUUAGAAGGCCGAGCCCGGCAAGCGUAAAGUUCGUUACCGAUUUUGCGCGCAAAACUGGAGAUUUGGCCGUACUCAGCAAGCCAGAUAUUGAGAUCAUUGCUUUGACUUACGAGAUCGAAUGCGAGCGGAACGGAGGCGACUGGAGAUUACGCAGAGUGCCUGGGCAAAAGCGUGUCAACGGUGCACCUCCGGCUAGGUCUACUGAAGUUUUGGGAAACGAAAUCAUGGAGCAGGACAAACUGCAUUCCAGUGGUCCGGACGCGCAUGUCGCAGCUUCAUCUGCACCAACACAGCCUGUGGUCGAGCUGUCGGAGGACCUAGAAAAGGUACGAAUUGACGACGACGCACAAGCGAACGCCGACGAAGAUGCGGCGAAGGUCGACUCUGCGCACAACUCUGGCGCCAGCCAACCAGCCACUGACUCUGAUUCGGAAGGCUGGAUCACUCCUUCCAAUCUCAAGAAGCGACAGGCCGAAGAUGCAGGCUCAUCAAUCUCGCUGUCAUCCGAGCCGAAGUCCAUGCAAGUGGGCGUUCUGACGACCGACUUCGCGAUGCAGAAUGUGAUAUUGCAGAUCAACCUCAACCUACUGUCAUCCUCUUUAACUCGGGUUAAGCAUCUCAAGACAUUCGUAUUACGCUGCCACGCCUGCUUCCAGGUGACGAAAGACAUGACCAAGCAGUUCUGCCCGAGGUGUGGCCAACCGAGCCUUACCCGCGUGUCAUGCUCCACUAACGCCAACGGCGAGUUCAAGCUGCACCUCAAGAAGAACAUGCAGUGGAACACCCGCGGUGACCGCUACAGUAUACCGAAGCCAGUCCACGGGUCGGCGAACGGUCGCAUCAGCGGUGGUGGCAAGGGUGGUUGGGGUCAUGAUCUAAUCUUGACCGAAGAUCAGAAGGAGUAUGAGCGGGCGAGCAAGGUGGAGAGGAAGCAGAAGGAGAGAAGUUUCAUGGAUGAGGAUUACCUGCCAAGCAUUCUGACCGGUGACAGAGGGCGGGCGGGUGGUAGAAUCAAGGUUGGAGCUGGAAAGAAUGUCAACUCGAGGAAACGCUGA